ACCAGGUUUUUUUAUCCUCGUUCCGCACCUUCCACUUUUGACAAAUAAGGCGAUUCAUUCCUCCGAUUUCAAAUAAACCAAAGCCCAUGACCAAUUGACCAUGAUAACAGAUCACCCCAAAAGGCAAGCCAUUAUUUUUGUAGUUAAUGAAAACCCAAGACUGCCAAGGCAGGAAUGGACAUAACCAAAUGGCACCUGGAAGGAAUCUGAAGUCAAGGAGAUAACCAGACCCUUUUUCAUUUGGUAAAAAGCUUGUAAUUUUCAUUUUUCAGUAAAUUAGGAUCCAUCUUUUUGUAUAUGAAAGGGAGGGAACUUUUGAUCCAUUUAUGCAAGGCAUGUAACAAUGAAAAAUCAGCAGCAAAAUUACAUUCACAAAUUUUCAAAACUGGGUUUUACCAUGACAGUUUUCUCACCACAAAGCUCACCUCCUUGUACUCAAAAUUUAGUACCAUUGAAGAAGCUCAAAAAGUGUUCGAUGAAAUGCCUCAAAGAACUGUUUAUCUCUGGAACUCAAUUCUUAGAGCUUAUUCUAAACAAAGUCAGUGGAACGAAACUUGGAUUCUUUUCAAAAACAUGAUAUCUGAUGAAAAAGGGGAGAAAAAUGAACCUGAUAAUUAUACUCUGUCUAUAGUUUUAAAGGCUUGUGCAGGAUUGCAGUUGCUUGAACAAGGGAAAAUGUUACACGGGUUUUUGAGGAAAAAUGAAAAUAUUGGAUUGGAUUUGUUCGUGGGUUCUGCUUUAGUUGAGUUCUACUCGAAAUGUGGCAAAUUGGAUGACGCUUUGAAAGUUUUUAAGGAGUUUGAGAAACCUGAUGUUGUUUUGUGGACUUCAAUGGUUAGUGGAUAUGAGCAGAACGGUUGUUUUGAAAAGGCUGUGGCUUUUUUCUCAAGAAUGGUAGUGGAGGAGGGUGUUGAUCCUGAUCGUGUAACACUUGUUAGUUUAGUUUCUGCUUGCGCUAAGUUGAUCAAUCCUAAGCUUGGCAGGAGUGUACAUGGUUUUGUCAUUAGGAGAGGGUUUGAAAAUGAAUUAUCUUUAGUUAACGCAAUCUUGAAUAUGUAUGCAAAGACAGGUUUUGUGAAAGUAGCAGAAAAUUUUUUUAGGAGGAUAGAAGGGAAAGAUGUUGUAACAUGGAGCUCAAUGAUUGGUUGCUAUUGUCAUAAUGGGGCUGCUGUUGAAGCACUGCGUCUUUUCAAUGAAAUGAUCACCAAAGGAUGUCAACCUAAUGCAGUUACUGUUGUUAGUGUACUACAAGCAUGUGCAGUUGCUUGUGACAUAGACGAGGGUCGGAGGAUUCAUGAACUUGCAACUAGGAGACGUUUUGACUUAGAAGUCUCAGUUUCUACCGCUCUGAUUGAUAUGUACAUGAAGUGCUUGUCACCUGAUGAAGCUGUUAAUGUCUUUAGGAAAAUGCCUGGGAAAGAUGUUGUCUCUUGGGUUGCUUUGUUAAGUGGGUAUGCUCAAAAUGGGAUGGCUUACAAGUCUAUUGGGAUCUUCAGAGAUAUGCUGUCUAGUGGAAUCCAACCAGAUGCUGUUUCUAUGGUAAAGAUUCUUGCUUCUUCUUCAGAGUUAGGUAUUCUUCGCCAAGCUGUAUGCCUUCAUGGUUAUAUCACUAGAAGCGGCUUUGAUGGUAAUUCUUUUAUUGGGGCUUCUCUCAUAGAGUUGUACUCAAAAUGUGGUAACUUAGACUAUGCAAUAAAAGUAUUUCGAGGAAUUAUAGACAAGGAUGUUGUUCUGUGGAGUGCAAUGAUUGCUGGCUAUGGAGUUCAUGGACAUGGGGGAGAAUCGUUAAAGUUAUUUGAAGAGAUGGUCAAGAGUUCAACAGCUAGGCCUAACAAUGUCACUUUCCUCUCUAUAUUAUCUGCUUGUAGCCAUGCAGGUUUACUCCUGGAGGGGAUCGAAAUAUUCCAUAUGAUGGUAAAUGAUUAUGGACUGCAUCCUGGUUCAGAGCAUUAUAGUAUAUUUGUUGAUCUUCUUGGCCGUACAGGAGAGUUAGACGAGGCCAUGGAAAUUAUCAAUCGAAUGCCAAUUCCAGUUGAGCCUCAUGUUUGGGGUGCCUUGCUUGCUGCAUGUAGGACUCAUCACAAUGUUGAGAUAGGAGAGUUGGCGGCAAAGAAUCUUCUCUGCUUAGAUUCUAAUCAUGCAGGUUAUUAUAUUCUGUUAUCUAAUAUUUAUGCUGUUGAUGGGAAAUGGGGGAAUGUGGCACAAAUUAGAACUCUGAUAAAGGAGAAGGGGUUAAAGAAGAUGUUUGGACAGAGCAUGGUCGAGAUAGGGAACGAGGUCCAUAGCUUUGUUGCUGAUGAUAAACUUCACCCGGAGUGUGAGAAGAUUUAUAAACUACUAGGACAAUUGGAGGUGAUAAUGAGAUUGCAACUAGAUCAUACUUAUGGAAUUUCUGGAGCUCGAUCAAAUUUUAUGAUAACCUGAACUCAUCGACCGUCAUGAUAUCUGCUUGAUGUUAGCCUACCAGCAACAUUGUUCAUGAAUUAUCAGUCAAAGUAGAUAACAAAAACACUGUAGACUAGCCUACUUCUUCGGGACAUCCGAUAAAAUUGGAAUGACAUGGAGAAAAUUAGCAGGCCUCUAUGUCACCAACCAAGACUUAAACCCUAAGUUCACGCAGCUCGAGAAUAUGAGAAUGGACUCUUUCGACGGGCACAAGGAUGAUAACGCACAAAUAAAAGAAUAGUCUAAAUUUUUAAAAAGCAAAAAAGCAUUGUGGGCUAUCCUAUAAAAAAAAAAUCAUUAAAGCGUGUAGG
Messenger RNA from Durio zibethinus, 2756 nucleotides. RefSeq names its product Tetratricopeptide repeat (TPR)-like superfamily protein. Gene Ontology annotation, biological process: RNA modification. The record is from RefSeq and is a predicted model, not a curated record. Lineage: Eukaryota; Viridiplantae; Streptophyta; Magnoliopsida; Malvales; Malvaceae. Gene Ontology annotation, molecular function: RNA binding; protein binding.